AGAGAGAAAGAAAAAACAAUACGAUCCUCUAACGAGAAAGAAAACGGGGAGCUGGACGAGCGAAGGAAGGAAGGCUCAAAGGCGCACACGUACGAUGCUCCGUUACGCGCAUGCGUCAGAAGCGGUUUCCAGCAACGAAGAGUAGCGUUCAGGCCCGCGCGUUGCUGAAGCAACCAAACAGUCCCGCUGGCUGGCUCCUGAGGCCCAAUGGUGGGAAGAUGAGGGGCCGGUCGGUCGGUCAGGCUGGUGGGGAACGAGAAAGACUGUCAACGGGGUUCGCGCGCUUCGACGUUCGACGACGGUAGGUAGGUAGGUAGGUGGUGGUUGAAGAGUGGGACAGAGGAGCGGCGGUGCGCGGAGAAGAGAGGAAAGCACAGGCGGCCGAGGCUACGGACCCAGCCAGAGUCAACGGAGCUUCAGUACCUUGUAAGAGGCCUUACGGUGGAGGUUGCUCCGGUGUGUGACGGUGAACAGUCGAGAGCCGCACACAGGAUAACUGUAAAUCCGAGCACGGACGGAGGAAGUGAGGAGAGAGGGACACAGCGGGAGCAAGAGAGAGAGAGAGAGAGAGAGGGGGGGAGGGAGAGAGGAGAGAUACAUGACGCCGCGACCGUGCCGAUGUGACUUACCGCGUGUAAUUAUUGACAACCGCGAGUACCUAAUUACCACGGUCUCGAGUUCAGUGUAAACAGGCCAGCCUGGACCCCGGGGACUUCGGGGCUGUUCCCUGGACCUCGGAUGGACAGUGGAGCCGUCACGGGCGUGUCGUAUAAACCGCGCGUCGGCAACUUCACCUUGACACGAGGCCGCGUUUGACAUUGUCAUCGUGUCGUCGGCCGCCGGUCCUCGGUGAAUGCUCGACCGCGAGUGGCCACGCGCGUCACGUGGAGCAAGGACAGGUGAUGGUGAAUCAGCCCGCCGACGACGUGAACGCAAAUGGAUUUGGUAGUGCGCUCCUCUGCGGGAUUCUGUGCGAUCACCACGGCAACGGGACUGUUGUGCGCGCCUGACGUGCCGCGAGUGUGUGCAUAGGUAAAUGACAGCUCUGUGCGCAGGACCGUCAGGAUGCCGAAGAUCUUUCUCAUCAAGAACCGGCUGCACGCGCAGCAACAGCGGCUGCUCGGCGAGUCGUCGCACCCCGGCAAGGGCGCGUUACACGGCGGCGGCAAGGACAGCCCGUUAGGCAGCUCGGAGCCACUCAGUCUCAUCGUCACCAAGGAACAAUCGGAUCGUGACAAAAUCGACUAUGACCGCCCGAGCACCCCGGAACUCCUGCGGAGCACGAGCCCGACGUCGUCGCCGGUGUCGUCGUCGACGCCGCAGUCGCAGCUGGUAACGAGCAGCAGCAGCAGCAGCUCGCUGAGCGGCGGCGCGACUCGACCGAGGAGAUUCAUUUCCAGCAUCCUCGGCGGCGAUGUGCCCUACGGCAGUCGGGGUCACGUACUGACGCGGGCGGAGCGCAAGGAGUACAGCAGUCCGCCGAUCGCACCGACGACCACGAGCGAACCGCCGCGCUUCUUGUCGCAGCCCGACAAGGUGACCCUGCCGAGGCCGCAAACGCCGCCGAAAAUCCCGCAGGCCGAGCCGCUCAUGAGGGUGUCGGUGAUCAAGAGGGUCCCGGCCAAGGAAUCCGCCAGCCUUCAGGAAGACGAGAGCAAGCUGGAGAUACCCACCCCCGAGCCGGAACAGGAACAUCCGAUAGACUACGCGGUGCCGAAGAAGAGAAAGCGGGAAGACGAAGACGACGAGGAGUGCCGCGAAGGCGCGAAGGUCUCUCGCACCGCCGGCACCUCGAUCGCCAGGCCUCUGCUGAGCGUGCCACUGCCCGGGUCACAGGUCAUGCAGGCGGCUGCGGGUCACGGUAGAUCCUCCAACUCGGGCAACAGCGGCUCUUCCGGCGGGAGCGGCUCCGGCGGCGGCGGCGGCGGCGGCGGCGGCGGAAAUGGCGGCGGCGGCGGCGGCGGAGGCGGUGGCGGUGCGGUCGGCGGCGGUGCUGGCGCGGGUGGCAUGAAUCCCGGUGGCAACGGAGGAGGCCGCGGCAACUACGGUCCGAGUUCGCCGCCGACCGGCUCUUUACCGCCUUUCUAUGAGUCCUUGAAGGGCGGCAACAACCUUGCCAACUUUGCCAAUCAGUACAACAGCGCACAGGGGAAUGCGUAUCUCACGCCGUUGCCGGCGGUCGGCAUAGAAUGCGACAUUGGCCAACAAGACGUGAACUCUCAGCAUGUGCAGUACAGUGCGCAGGAGGGCAAGCAGUACUCGUUGCUGCAGAACGUCUGCGCCUCGUACGGCCUGACGUUCAAGGAGGAGCAAGAGGAGCUGGCGGCCUACAAAAUGCAGUCGAACGACCUGCUGUCCAGCCAAUAUGGCCCGUACGAUGUCUCGGAUUCGAGCAUAAUGGUGGACAUGGUGACUGGUGCGGUGGUGGACCCGCUGCAGCUCACCGCAACCCUCACCUUCAACCCAUCGUCUGACCACACAGCGUUGCUGGAGAGCCUGAGCGACGCGGAUCUCCUGCUGCCUCGACUGCAAACCGAGGACGGCGGCAGCGAUCUCUUGGAGGACCCGCUGCACUCGCCCGCCUCCACCGGCAGCAGCGGGAUCGGCCAAGACGCAGGUCAGAUGACCACUCCCGUCGAACCCAGCGUCGAUCCUUUCCCCGAGCACAGCAUGGCCUUGACCAGAGGCUUUGACACGAGACACUACACCACUCCGCAGCACUACAACACGUCCAAACUGGGACUGAACUACGCGAGCGGAGAGCCCAACUACCAGCCGCUGUCGAAAGAACGGCCGGAGUUGGCGCUGCAUAUCAAUCAGAGCCAUCAGCACCAGCAGGACCAGCAGUUGCAGAUUCAGGUGCAGCUGCAGCAGCAGAAGCAACAAACAGCGAUGUCACCGCAUCAACAGCAGCAGCAACAGCAGCAGCAGCAGCAGCAGCAGCAGCAACAGCAGCACCAGGCACUUCUCAGCCCCGGCUUGAGCUUCACCGGUAACGGUUUAGAACUAGACUCGGGCAGCAGCGUAGGUGGCAGCCUGCCGAGCCCUGGCGCGACCAGCUGUUCGUUGGACGGCGCCUCCACCAGGACCUCGCCGUCGUGCGCCCUGAUGGAACACGCGCACAGCCCGGUGACGGUAGUGAACGGGAGCCAAGCAGCCGCAGGACCAGUCGGCGAGCCGCCGCUUUCGCAACGGCUUGGUUUACCAAGUGACUGUCAGAUAGAAUUUGUUAACGGCGGUCACGGCAUUAAGAAUCCUUUAGCCGUCGAGAGCCAAAGGCAGGCGGCGGCCAAUCGGGACGAGGACAGAGCGAAUCGAACUCCGCCCGGCAAGGACGACAGCUUCACCUGCCGCGUUUGCAGCAAGAACUUCAAUCUGCAGCGGUUGCUCAAUCGUCAUAUGAAGUGUCACAGCGACGUGAAGCGCUACCUCUGCACAUUCUGCGGGAAGGGCUUCAACGACACCUUCGACCUCAAGAGGCACACAAGGACGCACACGGGGGUGCGGCCAUACAAGUGCUUCCUUUGCGAGAAGAGCUUCACGCAGAGGUGCUCCUUGGAGAGCCACGGGGUGAAGGUUCACGGCGUGCAGCAUCAGUACGCGUACAAGGAGCGACGCGCUAAGGUGUACGUUUGCGAGGAAUGCGGACACACUACGCAUGAGCCGGAGGUGCAUUAUCUGCACCUGAAGGAGAAGCACCCGUACAGCCCGUCGCUGCUCAAGUUUUACGACAAACGGCACUUCAAGUUCACCAACAGCAACUUCGCGAACAUGUUGCUCCAGGGUGGCCUACUGCAACGGGACUCGCCGCGGAGCACGAGCGACAGCUGCACGGAGCGGCGGGAGACGGCCUCGAGCAACACCGAGUCGACGCACCAGCAGUCCACGACUCUCGUCGCCCAGGCCUCCAGCUUCUGAAUCGCCCGGUGGUCCUGCGUUGAGAACCGUCCAAGAGAUGAUGACGUCACGUCAGCGGAACAACGGCGGUAAAUCGAGGGAAGACAAACAAGUACCUGCAUCAUGCGCACCUCCCGCAGCGAUAACGCUGGAACGACCGCGGCGAAUUCGGACUAAAGGUCGAUCGCGAGUCCUGCGCGAAUCAAAUCCUUCGUUAGCGCUAUGAGGUGCGCGAUGCUUCGCUGUGGGACUCACAAUGCGAAUGUUUUUCGCGCGAAGCUGCUUAUGCGAAAUAUGAGUUAGGGAGUAGUUGUAGAGAAUAGAACGAAGUAGAUAAGAGGAAAGAGGAGGUGGAGGAGUACAGAAAAAAAGAAAAGGUUCUACGGAGCCACAACGGCGGGAAAUCCCGCGUGCAAUCCCGCGACCUCGCCGUAGGUCGCGGCGCGCAUACUUCGUGCAAUGAAUUAGGAAAUCGAUUUCUACGCUGUGUAGGAUUUCCGUCUCGACGACGAUACGCAGGAACCUGUUGCGCGACGAUUAAGUUCGCGUGUCGUUUUUCUCUCCAACAGUGGAUAAGCGUCUGCAAAAGAGCCAACCUCCUUCCUCCCUUCUUUCCUCGGAAAACAUGGAAUGGUACGUAGUUUUGCAACUCUAACGACAACGCGUGAGAUUCGUAGCAGCCGUCGAGCGGCCGAGCUGACGACUCGAGCCCGACACGUCGCUAGGGAAUCUCGCCUCUACUCCACUCACGGACACGUCGGGCGGCCGACUCUGUCCGACUUUUAGAGCGUUCUUAUGUCUAGUUGUAGUUGUAUUUAACUGUACGGAAAAUUAAUUUAAAGACAAAUCUCCUAGAACAAAGUUGGUACUUUAGCAGGUACAACCGCGCGACUGCACGGGGCGCAUGUAUAGACGCAUCCGUGCUCAUGCAUACGCAUUCACUAUACAUACGUAUACACGUAGACACGCAACAACACACACACACACACACACACACACAUGGAAAAACAGAAUUCGGUUCGUGUACCUGAAUUUCUGUUUUCCGGCAGCCGAACGAACCAGGGGCGAAGAGAUUCCUGCAGGGGUUUUUUGUUACUACUGACAGUCGACUGUCCUCCAUCCUCCCAAUCUCUGUCCUCCCAAUCGAGUUUGAACACAAGUUAAGUAUUUAAACAAACAUUUAUGGUUACAGUAGCAAAAGGGAACUCCAUUUUGAUCAUUGAGUCUUUGUCCGGUCGCCAGCGAACGAAAAGUGUCAAUUCCACAAGCCGAGAAUACUUACACGCGGUGACACGAGUGACAAAUUUCAGUCCUUGUAACUGUAUAAGGGGCCGGACGAAAACUCUCGUGAGUCAGUCGGAUGACUGAUAACCUCAUUUGGGCAACGUGUGCGGCUACCUACAAAGUCAGCACUGAGAUAAUCGAGGACGGUUGACUGAGUGGGAAAAUUGACCUCUUACGAGCGAAUCUUUCUGUUUCUACGGCCGAUUUGUUUCCUCGUCUGCUCCGCAAAUAACAGAAAAACAAAGGAAAAAGGGAAAACACAGUUGCACGAACCGAGCGCUUUUCUUUUCAUAUAUUCAUAUAUACAGGUUACACAGGUAGGAUAUUAACGACGGACAGGCGGCGCGGCAUCGGGCGAACCCGAAGACUCGGAUUGAACGUUUCAGGAAUGCCGAAUCACCCUCGGCGGUCGGCCCCUCGCCCGGCCCUUCGCCGAGGGCGAAGAAAAGAGAGAGAGCGCGAUUGAUUGCACGGAAGACUUUUUUUCUCAGAGAUGUACGGCGAGUUACGUUGCUUUCCGACUCGACGGGUGAACGCGCGCGCGCGGACGGAGUCGAGUUCCAGGAUAUCGGCUGGAUAACCGGAUGACCACACAGGGCCUUCCGCGAUCGCGAAACCCUGUCGAACGCUGAUAGAAACAGUCACCUCCCCGCGGCGACGUUCUCGUCUUCAUAUAGUUUCUGUAUACGCGUUAGACACACACACUCACACAUAUAUAUAUAUAUAUAUAUGUAUAUGUAUAUAUAAAAGGUAAGUCCCCAACCAACGCGCACUUUGGGUAAUCUGUGAUAUGAUAAGAGCGACACUGAGAUUUCUUGUUUUCCCGCACUCGCUCCUCCACGCAACGGAUUCCGCUUUCCGCACUCGCACCAUGGUUUUUUUUUCUCGGGUAAGGGAAAGGGACAGGGAAAAGAGGGCAAGGAGAAAGAGGAGGAGGGGCAUGCACCGGUCCACAUCGCACACACGUACACACGCAUACACGGAAAGAAAGAGUUCGGUUCGUGUAACUGAAGAGAAACCAGAUGACGUGUCAUUAUCGGUGCGAUCGACAAAACCCGUCCGGACGUUCCGAGCCGCAUAAAAAUCACAUCGGUCGAGAUGUUUGCGAAGGAUUUUGACUGACUAGAAACCUCAUGCGAGCGGGGGUUUUCCCAUUUUGGGUCCUUAUUCUUUCCAGCCGGCGAACAAGUCGGUUGCACCAAUCUGUUGAAUUGUUUUCUCCGUGUACACACACACACACACACACACACACGCGUGCGUGCAUGCACACGCCCGACACAUACAUGUACAAAACGGGGUUUCGUGCAAUUCUAAGGUGGUAGAGAUCGCUUAGAUCGGGCGUCGCUGCAUUUCGCUCGACAUUGAUUGUUCCUUCUGUCGUCUUCGGUCGCGGAGAAGCACGCGGGUUUCAAUGUUUCAUUCAACUUCGCGCGACGAAGACCGGAAAGGGACUAUCCCUUUGACGCGUAUCGGCCGGGCCAGACCACAGCCAGAUGGGUGAAAAAUUCUCAAGUUUCUGAAUAUUGUUCUCAGGCCGAGAGUCUCAGGAAUCCCGAGGGUUUCGGUAGCCUGGAAAAGUCGGCCGUUCUCGGACGAUUUACUUUGCAUGUAGCGAUAAACAUUUUUAUCUAGUAACAAAAAUAUACUCGACCCAUCUGGUGUCCGAUAAACACAAACUGACAGUAACGUUGGAUUAAUGUUGCAAUUUCCCACUCAAUGCAAUUGUGAUAUAACAUAUGUCGCUCUCUAAAUUUCCUAACGUGGAACUUCACUCAAGACGAGUGAAAAGCGGCAGUAUUUUCACUCGAACUGACUGUGGAGAUAGAUCCUGCCGCUCAAAAUCGGGAGAGUGAAUACUUCACUCAAGCUUAGAGCGGAUUCUGAUUCUUCGAAUUCGAAUGACUCUCAGUGGUCGCUCCACUUCUUGAGUGAAACUUUACUCCGAGACAUUAAGGAAUGUACGUCGAACAGUUGCAUGGUCGAGUGAGGAACUGUGACACGUGAUUUUACUAUCAGUUGCUGUUUAUUGGAUGAUGUCACUCGGCUAUCAACGCGUCGCAUUCACCGAUUCGUCCUAACGGACGAGUUUGAUUUUUUUGUAUCGACCUGUAUCAUAGACUACGUAUUGUACGAUAAAUUAGAGGAUUAUCUCCUCUAAUGUGUGUACAUAUGUAAAUACGACUAAUGCUUGACGCUUGUUGUUCAUGUUGCUGCCGUCGGCCUCGGAAGAUGCUUCGGCGUCGAGGAGAGUCGUGUCCGCGACUUCGAAGCACAACAUUGCUUAAUUCUCGGGCGAGCGCGACGGAAUGCUGAACGCAUGACGUGUCCGUCGAGCAUCUCGGGAGCGUUAAAAAGGUCUCUUGCAAAGAAACUCAUGAUUCACAUCACUUUGUGAUAAAUCGCGAGUGACAGGCGAAAGUUGAAAGUUCGGCAAAAAUUGAAAGAAGCGCGUGGCAUGCGAACAAGACUUAUUUUAUUCGCGAGCAUCAUACUCAGCAAAAACCCUUUUUUCUCAUCAUUGGAGAAAUCACUUGCAUCAGACAGAUGCAAAAAUUGGCUGGGCAAAAUUUCUCAGUUGGCGUAACAGAGCCUCCGCUUGGCCGUCUACCAACAGUAAAUUCAGUUGCACUGAGUCGUCGGCGCCUUGCUAAAGUAUUUAGCCAUAAUUAAUAAUAAAGAGUAGAAGGAGAAGAAGAGAGAGAUCAAAAUUGCCACGAAAUCCUCGGUAAAUCCGAGGAGAACAAGAGAAGAAAAAAGGAGAAAAAGAAGAGACCAACUGUCGCUCGUUGCGAUUCUUCGCACUCAUUCGAGCGGUCAUUGCCACGCUCGGGUCAAAUCAACGCUCGAUGUCGUCGCGCACUUGGGAAUAUCGCGAUGAUCGUUUUCGGAAUAUUGCACAGUGACCAGAAGCCAUCAGCUCGUAACUUAUCUCAAAGGCACACACGCCCGCCCGACGAUUAACAGUACGCCCCCGGGGGAGCGCUCGAUGGUGUCCGCAGCAUUGUAAAUAGAAUUUACGAACGGAGUUCUCGAUAUUUAAUUCCUGCGUGUAACCGAACUCCUCCCCAAAAAUUCCGUCGCGCUCCUCCCCGAGAGCCGCUCCUUCUCUGCGUAUUGUAAAUAGCCUCUUCUCGCGACGACGGAAACGGGUACCGGUUAGUCCACGGUAAUCAGUAUCUUGUUUGAUGUACACAGUAUAUAUGUAUACAUAUACCAGCGUAUUACUUGAUACUUCUAACAACUUUUUGCGGGGCGAGAGGGUACAGAGCCGCGCGCGUGUCGAUCCGGGGCUGAUCGACGAUAACAAGGAUAACGGCGAUAUAUCUCGCCGUACAUUUUGUCAAUCACGAUAAUAUAUUGCAUACUAGAUGGUCUUAUUAUUAUUAUUAUUAUUAUUAUUAUUAUAUUAUUAUUAUUGUGUUAUUAUCAUCAUCACAUUAUUUUAUUAACAUUAUUGUAUCUCUAAGCGACAAUGCUCUUUUCUUCUGUCUCAUUACUAUUUAAUUUACGUUCAGUAUUGCCACGAACAAUAGCACUUAGCCACAGUCCCGCCAGCGGACUGCCGACUUUUGGAAUUCCAUUAACUGUAUCACCCCCUCACGCUAUUGUUGCUCCGGCAUAUUCGCAGGCGCUAUCGAUUUCGCAAACCCGAAACGUUCCGCUUUUUAUCACUA
Molecule: messenger RNA, 8855 nt
Organism: Harpegnathos saltator (Jerdon's jumping ant)
Lineage: Eukaryota; Metazoa; Arthropoda; Insecta; Hymenoptera; Formicidae
Product: transcriptional regulator ovo
Exons: 11
Coding region: 1066-3918 (950 amino acids)
Biological process (GO): regulation of transcription by RNA polymerase II; epidermal cell differentiation
Cellular component (GO): nucleus
Molecular function (GO): DNA-binding transcription factor activity, RNA polymerase II-specific; RNA polymerase II cis-regulatory region sequence-specific DNA binding
Source: RefSeq, a predicted model, not a curated record